Messenger RNA from Oncorhynchus mykiss (rainbow trout), 3710 nucleotides. Its product is annotated as protein kinase C-binding protein NELL1. Gene Ontology annotation, cellular component: cytoplasm. Gene Ontology annotation, molecular function: heparin binding; protein kinase C binding; calcium ion binding. NCBI's taxonomy places the organism in Eukaryota, Metazoa, Chordata, Actinopteri, Salmoniformes, Salmonidae. The record is from RefSeq and is a predicted model, not a curated record. Gene Ontology annotation, biological process: positive regulation of ossification; regulation of osteoblast differentiation.
GACAGACCCGAGCAAGUGGAUUGCUAGCGAAGCGAUCGACGGCGGAUAUUUCUGAGGAAACUGUACAGUUCAACUUCACACAAAUGGAUAUUUACGUGGCUUUGUUAUCGGUAGUGCUCAUUGCGAAACCAGUUAUCGGCUUUGGAAUAGAUCCCGACUACCAGAUAGAUAUCAUCAAUGAACUUGACUUCGCAAAUGCAAUUUAUGGAAUUACCCAAGUGGCAGGGCUUCACAACAAUAGCAAAGCCUUCUUAUUUCGAGAUGUGGGGAGAGCAGUCCACGCACCCGCCCACAUCACAGAGAAGGUGGUGGAGCUUUUCAGGAGUAAAAGUGAAUUUACCUUCCUGGCCUCCAUCCAGCAGAAGACCUCCACGUCAGGAGUCAUCUUCUCCAUCCAUGAAUCUGAACACAGUUACUUUGAGCUGGAGAGCAGUGGGCUGAGGGAGGAGAUCCGCUACCACUACCGCUACAAAGGCAAGCCCCGCUCAGAGUCCUUCCCCUACCGACUAGCCGAUGGCCAGUGGCACAAGAUAGCCCUUUCCAUCAGUGCUACACACCUAUUGCUGCAUGUCGACUGCAACAGGAUUUAUGAGCGAGUGAUAGACCCACCUCAGAUGGAUCUGACCCUGGGCAGUGGAGUGUGGCUGGGUCAGCAUAGCCACAAGCACGGCCUCUUCAAGGGUACCAUUCAGGACGUCAAAUUCAUUUUUGCUCCAAACGGCUACAUCACACAAUGUCCCAACCUCAAUCGCAGCUGUCCGACAUGCAGUGAUUUCCUGAACCUGGUGCAAGGCAUCAUGGACCUUCAGGAGCUGCUGGCCAAGAUGACCCUAAAGCUGAACUACGCAGAGUCCAGGCUGACCCAGCUGGAGUCCUGCCGCUGUGAGAGGACGUGCAGUGCCAAUGGUGUGGUCUACAGAGACAAGGAGCUAUGGGUGGAGCCAGAGAACUGCAGGAACUGCGGCUGCAUGAACGGAGUAGUGGAGUGUCGCAGGAUAUUCUGUCCCCCUGCCAACUGCUCAGAGGACUCUCUCUCCGUGCAUGUGGAGGGCACCUGCUGCAAGAAAUGCCGACCAAAAUGCACCUACAUGGCCCAGACUUUGUCAGAGGGCCAGCGUCUGCUAACGAAGAGGUGCACAGAAUGCAAGAACGGGAUGAUGGUGAGAGUGACAGAGAACUGUCCAGAGCUCAACUGCACCCUCAAGGAACAGAUCCUACCUGACAACAGGUGCUGUAACAUCUGCAAAGGCUACGACUUCUGCGCAGAGGGACUCAUUUGUGGGGAAAAUUCGGAGUGUAAAAACCGGAAUACCAGAGCUGAGUGUGAGUGCAAGAGCGGCUUUGCCUCCAUCCAUGGGGACUCCACAUACUGUGAAGAUAUCGAUGAGUGUGUCACCCAGAUGCACUACUGCCGGGCUAACACGGUGUGUGUGAACCUACUCGGCAGCCAUCGCUGUGACUGUCUACCUGGCUUCAUCAGAGUGGAUGACUAUUCCUGCACAGAACAUGAUGAGUGUGCCAGUGGGCAGAGCUCCUGUGAUGACAAUGCCAUCUGCACCAACACCAUCAGAGGCCACCUGUGCUCCUGUAAGCCUGGCUAUGUGGGGAACGGCUCCAUCUGCACAGCAUUCUGUGAGGAGGGGUGUAGGAGCGGAGGUACCUGUGUGUCGCCCAACACCUGCGUCUGCCCCUCAGGCUUCACGGGACUCCACUGUGAGACAGACAUUGAUGAGUGUGCGGAGGUCCUGAUCCAGUGCCACAUUCACUCCCGCUGUGUCAAUCUGCCGGGCUGGUACCACUGUGAGUGCAGGAACGGUUUCCAUGACAAUGGCUCCUACCUGAUCGACGGGAGUUCCUGCAUCGACAUUGACGAGUGUGCCACGCAGACACACACCUGCUGGAACGACAGUGUGUGUGUGAACCUUCCAGGUAGUUUUGACUGUAUGUGCACAUCUGGACCAGCCUGCAGUGGAGACUGUCUUUACGAGGAGGGCCUCAAACACAACGGACAGAAGUGGAACCACAGCCUGGACCACUGCUCCCUCUGCUCCUGCAAGGAUGGGCGCACCUUCUGCAUGAGGAGAGAGUGUCAUUGUGCGGACCCCGAGACAGACCUGUUCUGCUGUCCUGAGUGUGACUCCAGAAAGUCCAGCCAAUGUCUGCACCAGAGUGGACACAUACUGUACCGCAGCAGAGACUCCUGGAUCUACAGUUGCCAGCAGUGCCGCUGCCUGGAGGGAAAGGUGGACUGCUGGCCCCUGGCAUGUCCAGUGUUGGCGUGCAAAUACUCUGCCUUGGUGGAGGGCGAAUGUUGCCCGCACUGCGUCACUGACCCCUGCCUGGCAGACAAUAUUGCCAACGACAUCAGGCAGACCUGCCAGGACCCUGCUGGCAUCACCCGCCUCAGUAGUGCCACGUGGCCCAUGCCAGGGUCACCCUGCACCACCUGCAAGUGCAAGAAUGGAAGUGUGUGUUGCUCGGUGGAGCUGGACUGCCUUCAGAACAACUAAGCACUCCUCUUUCGGAUGCCGUACUCCUCUCCUCCACUCCAAUCGUUCCAUUCCGCCGAUCCUAGACUGGUCAUACUGUUUGAAGACCCUACCUUUGGACCUUUUACCACACAUGCACACAAACACACACAUACGUAUGCACACACACACACACACACACACACACACACACACACACACACACACACACACACAUUCUGCCUGGGUUAGGGAAGUGGCUAGAGCUGUGCGUUCACACUGGAUCUUAAAGUCACAAUGUAUUGCUGACAGACGGAGAGAUGGAGUUUGUGUCUGCUUAACAACUACAGGACAAGACCAACCUACAUAUAACCGUUUCCCCCCUACUUGCACCCUUAUACGUGUGUGUCCUGUAUGUUUGUGUGUGUGAGUGUGUGUAUACCAGAGAUUCCAAAACUUUUUUGGCACACGACCCCACCAUGUAAAAAAUGUAUAAUCAAGGGACAGUGUUUUUUAAUUGGGGCUAUGACAGUCUAUUAGAAAUUAGUCUGACUGUACUCUUGACAGUAUUUCAAUGUGAAGGAAGUAUGGUUUGAAGUGACGGAAAUGCAUCAGAAAUGUGUUGGGAAGUACAAAAGAUCAUCAGGCAAUCAUCUUCUGUGUAGAAAAGAGCAUCAUUGUUGAUGAUGCUCUUUUCCCCCUGGUCUAUAUUAGUGCCUGGUCUUGUCUAAUGAGUCCUGUGUAACAUAUAGAAGGAGACAGAAGACACAUGCGUGUUCCUGAGAAUCGUUUGAUGGGAUCAUAAUAUUUUGUAGCUUAAAUGGAUCACAAUAUAGUCACAUUUGUAGGAAGAAAACAGAAACGGCUGUGUUUUUUACAUCGAGGGGCUACCAAAGCAAUAUUUUCCCACAGAAUUUAUCUCAAAUCAAAUCCAAUUUUAUUGGUCGCGUACACAUAUUUUGCAGAUGUUAUCACAGGUGCAGUGAAAUGCUUUAUGUUUCUAGCUCCAACAGUGAAGUAAAACCUAACAAUACAAAAUAAUACACACAAAUCCCACCAAAAAUUGAAAGAAAGAAAGUAAGAAAUAUCAAGGUCAGAGUCUGGAAUAUAAAUGUAUAUAGUGGUGUAUUUAGACAUUAUAGACCGUAUAUGAAUAGAACAGGUAGUAGUUAUAUAGGAUGAGCCUUGACUAAAAUCCAGUAUAUACUUUUUUUACUUUUUAAUCAAACCUUUCUUUCACUA